CUUGCCGUUUCAAUUCUCCUCCUGUCUUUGUGCCUUAACACCCAAGUCUCCCUCCAUUCCAUAUAUUCCCCUUCCCUUCCCUUCCCUUUCUCCACCAUUAAACCUCUCAUCAGCUGCGCUAAUCCACUCCCUAGUCACCAUCUAAUCAGGAUCCCCGGCCAUGUCGAUGGCGGCGGCGGAGGUGCCAGUGGCGGCGCCGGUGAGGACUGUGAAGGUCACUAAUGUCUCCCUGAGUGCAACUGUGCAAGACAUUAAGGAGUUCUUUUCCUUUUCAGGAGACAUUGAACAUGUGGAGAUGCAAAGUGGUGAUGAAUGGUCUCAAGUUGCAUAUGUGACUUUCAAAGAUGCACAAGGCGCAGAGACUGCACUUCUUCUCUCGGGUGCGACAAUAGUUGAUCUUUCUGUCAUCAUUGCACCUGCUCCAGCAUAUCAACCACCCCCUACUGCCUCUGCUCCACCAAUGAGUGGAACCAGAGUCCCAGUUGGUGGAGACAAUGCUGUCCACAAGGCUGAGGAUGUUGUCAGCACUAUGCUUGCUAAGGGCUUCGUCCUAGGCAAAGACACCAUUGGCAGGGCAAAAACAUUUGAUGAGAAGCACGGCUUCACAUCCACAGCUGGUGCCAAGGUGGCCUCCAUUGACAAGAAGAUUGGCCUGAGCGAGAAGAUCACUACUGGCACUUCCAUGGUCAGCGAGAAGGUCAAGGAGAUGGAUCAGAAGUUCCAGGUGUCAGACAAGACCAAGUCUGCAUUCACCGCUGCUGAACAGAAGGUGAGCAGCGCUGGGUCCGCUAUCAUGAAGAACAGGUAUGUCUUCACUGGUGCAUCGUGGGUCACCAAUGCGUUCAACAAAGUUGCCAAGGCUGCCACGGAUGUCGGGACAAUGACAAAGGAGAAGAUGGCAGCUGAGGAACAGUAUAAGGGUUCCGGCCCUUCUUCUGGGGGCCGCUCGUAUGCACCUAUCCAAUGAUUAUUUGGUGUGCUGUUAUGUGCCUCAAUGGGUUGUAUUGGUGGAUGUAAAACAUAGAUAUAGAACAAAUCAGGCCUCUGGCCAUAUGUUCAUCGUUUCAUCUGCUAACUUUCGUAUUGCAGGAAUGUUGUUUCUGUAGAACAGAAGAUAUGCUGGUGGUUACAAUGUAUUCCGGUGGUUUAUACGAAUCAUUUUCAGACUGGUUCUGGUUGGAAUUUGCAUGAACUUUUUGGUUAAACUGUGGGAAGUUACUGUAAUAAUAUGCUGGUGUUGUUUCCUGAA
This is a messenger RNA of Phragmites australis (common reed), 1249 nucleotides long. RefSeq names its product binding partner of ACD11 1-like. The coding region runs from base 161 to 967 and encodes 268 amino acids. Gene Ontology annotation, molecular function: RNA binding. The transcript has 5 exons. Lineage: Eukaryota; Viridiplantae; Streptophyta; Magnoliopsida; Poales; Poaceae. The record is from RefSeq and is a predicted model, not a curated record.